Messenger RNA from Synchiropus splendidus (mandarinfish), 1908 nucleotides. Its product is annotated as sodium- and chloride-dependent GABA transporter 3-like. Bases 1 to 1794 code for a protein of 597 amino acids. Gene Ontology annotation, cellular component: membrane. NCBI's taxonomy places the organism in Eukaryota, Metazoa, Chordata, Actinopteri, Syngnathiformes, Callionymidae. The transcript is spliced from 14 exons. The record is from RefSeq and is a predicted model, not a curated record. Gene Ontology annotation, biological process: sodium ion transmembrane transport.
AUGGGGGAGAGUCAUGUUGCCUUCACGGCGGCGUUGCCAGUCGGACACAAACAGAAGGAGCGCGGGAACUGGGGCAGCAAGGCGGAGUUCAUCCUCACGGUGAUGGGAGCCAUCAUCGGACCCGGGAACGUCUGGAGGUUCCCCUACCUGUGCUACAGGAACGGCGGAGGUGUUUUCUUCAUACCGUAUUUCUUGUUCAUGUGCACUUGCGGGAUUCCGCUCUUCUUCCUGGAGACGGCUCUCGGACAGUACACCGGGCAAGGCGGGAUAACCUGCUGGAGGAAGAUCUGUCCGCUCUUCCAAGGGAUGGGCUACGCCAGCCACCUCAUCAUUGCCUUCGGUGCCACGUCUUACAUCAUCAUCAUCGCCUGGGCCUUCUUCUACCUCUUCAUGUCCUUCAGCUCAGAGCUGCCGUGGGCCACCUGUGGAAACUACUGGAACACAGACUCGUGCGCCGACUUCAGCAGCCACAACCUGAGCAUGGCAUUCAAGCAGAACAGCACCCUGCCUGUGUUGGAGUUCUGGCAGCGGCGGGUUCUGAACAUCUCCACUGGUAUUGAGGAUGUGGGGAACUUGAGGUGGGAGUUGGCUCUGUGUCUGGUUCUGGCCUGGGUUCUGUGCUACUUCUGUGUUUGGAAGGGGAUCAAGUCCACUGGAAAGGCUGCCUAUUUCACUGCCACAUUCCCUUACGUGAUGCUGUUUGCGCUGCUGAUCCGCGGCGUCACUUUGCCCGGAGCCCUGGAUGGAAUCAUGUUCUACCUCUAUCCUGACAUCAGCCGCCUAUCAGAUCCACAGGUGUGGAUGGACGCCGGCACUCAGAUCUUCUUCUCGUACGCCAUCGGCCUCAGCUUCCUCACCUCGCUCGGGAGUUACAACUCCUUUAACAACGACUGCUACAAGGACUGUUUCUACUUGUGCUUGCUGAACAGCGCCACCAGUAUCGUGGCGGGCUUUGCCAUCUUCUCAGUUUUGGGCUUCAUGACGUAUGAACAAGGAGUAAACAUCGCUGAAGUUGCCGAGUCUGGUCCGGGCCUGGCAUUUAUCGUAUACCCACGCGCCGUCGCCAUGAUGCCGAUGCCACAAGUUUGGGCCGUGUGCUUCUUCCUCAUGAUCAUUCUCCUCGGCCUGGACAGCCAGUUUGUCGGUAUCGAGUGUCUGAUGACGUCUUUGGUCGACCUAUUUCCGAAGUACCUGAAUCAAGGGUAUCGCCGGGAGCUGGUGCUGCUGGCUUUCUGCAGCGUCACCUGUGUCCUGGGGUUGCCUCUGGUCACCGAGGGGGGGUUAUACAUGCUGCAACUGCUGGACCACCACGUCUGUAGUGGGAUGACUCUCAUCCUGCUCUCCUUCUGCCAGUCGGUCAGCAUCGCCUGGGUCUACGGCGUGGACCGUUUCUACGGCAACAUCACCGACAUGAUUGGUUAUCGCCCGCACCCGCUCAUGAAGUACUGCUGGUGUUACGUCACUCCUGCCAUCUGCGUUGGAACGUUUAUCUUCUCCAUUGUCAAAUACUCACCACUGAAGUUCAGCAACACGUACGUUUACCCUCUCUGGGCCAACAUCCUGGGCUGGUUCAUCGCCUCCGUCUCUCUCUCCCUCAUCCCGCUGUUUGUGCUAUUCAAAAUACUGCAAGGGAAAGGCACGCUGCGAGAGCGGUUUAUCGCGCUUUGUAAGCCUGUCGAUAACCAUCCCGCCGAGUGGAAGUGUCCGCUGUCGAUCGCCGCCGACAGAAAAGUGACCGAGAUGAAACCCUUGCGCCACAUCGACGGCCUCCCGAAGCCAAAUCAACUGGAGUGAAUCGAUUCGAAACUGUUCCACAUGACACACUUGUGGUGAUGUCGCCAGGUUAGUUAAGCUGGCGGCAUUUCAUCAGGAUGCACAAACUGGUCAUUAGGUACGGGCCUAGCCUGA